AUGCUAAGGGUCCAGGUCCAGGUCCAGGUCCACAGAUGGUUUACGACGACGACAUGUUUGCGUUCACAUGAGAACCCACUAAGCUUACCACGGUUGAAACAGAAGGAUGGAGGAGCCCCCGCGAUGCCGAAGAGCCAAAAGGGCCUCCCCAUCAAACAGAAUAUACCAAACGUCAAAAACAUCAUCCUCGUAUCCUCAGCCAAAGGAGGCGUGGGCAAGUCAACCGUCUCGGUCAACACUGCCUUGGCACUCCAUAAUUUGGGGCACAAAGUUGGGAUCUUGGAUGCCGAUGUUUUUGGUCCUUCGAUACCGAGGUUGAUGAACCUCAAGGGCGAGCCACGGCUAUCUCAAAGCACGGGCAAACUCCUCCCCAUGUCCAAUUAUGGGGUCCAGACCAUGUCAAUGGGCUAUCUCAUCAAGGACGAACAGGCGGUGGUCUGGCGUGGCUUGAUGGUCAUGAAGGCGUUGCAACAGUUGCUAUUUGAAGUCGAGUGGUCGCCCGUUGACUACUUGGUGAUAGACAUGCCACCUGGUACGGGGGACACUCAAUUGUCAAUCAGUCAGCUAUUGAGAGUCGCGGGAGCCAUUAUCGUGUCUACACCGCAGGACAUUGCUUUAAUCGACGCGGUCAAGGGCAUCGCCAUGUUUAACAAGGUGAAUAUCCCUAUAAUUGGCAUGGUUCAAAACAUGAGCCAUUUCAUUUGUCCAAACUGCAGUCACGAAUCGCAUAUUUUCAAAAGCGAGGGAGCUGUUAAAGUGGCGAAAGAGCAUGAUUUGAAGAUUUUGGCAAAUAUUCCGUUGGAUGAGAGCAUUUGCAUCCAAUCUGAUCUUGGUAAGCCCAUAGUAGUCUCAGAACCAGAUAGCGCCAUAUCAAAGGAAUACAUAGAUGUUGCGAGGGCAAUUACGGACUUUUCUUGA
Lodderomyces beijingensis is the source of this 918-nucleotide messenger RNA. The record is from the annotation of a GenBank genome assembly. NCBI's taxonomy places the organism in Eukaryota, Fungi, Ascomycota, Pichiomycetes, Serinales, Debaryomycetaceae.